AUGCUCAUCCCUGAAGACUAUAAUUCAGAAAAUCGAUAUACUUUGCUGGCGUCACACACGAGCGAUUCGUUUGAUGCGGUGGAGUUCGAAUCGAUUGAGGUGGAGUUCAAACCGAUUGAGCUGCUUUGCACGGAUUACGAAGUUCUUGCAGAGGAUAGUAAGACACGGGCACGACGAGAUUUGGGACUCCAACUGGGAAUUUACAACACGAGAAAGACAGAUCCAAAAACCAGCGAUGGUGAGCUGGUAAUUAGGGGAGCAAAUGUAGCAGAGCCAAAGCGUAACUCACAGCUCAGUAAGGCCACCGUGCUGCUCAGCUUUGGCAAUACCUAUGUUGUUGGGUUGCGAUGGUUCCGAUUUUCUGGGCUUUGUAAGUAUGUAAUUGAAACGACAUAA
Molecule: messenger RNA, 396 nt
Organism: Plasmopara halstedii
Lineage: Eukaryota; Oomycota; Peronosporomycetes; Peronosporales; Peronosporaceae
Exons: 3
Coding region: 1-396 (131 amino acids)
Source: RefSeq, a predicted model, not a curated record